CUCGACUGGGAUUCAUUUGGCGUCGCUCCAUCCGCGUCACGAACGCCGCCGCUGCGCGCCGACCACAGCUGCGUGAAAGAUCAAUCAUGCGUAGCAACUUGAUCGCUCUCUUGUGGAUCACGGCGUCGCUGUGUGCAUCCGGCGUCAACGCCGGGAAUGUAUCAGGAUUUUGCAACGACCGCAAUGGAACGACCCCCGUCGUGAAAGGAGACCAAACUUACAUUUGCAUCAACAUCAACGACCAAUACCGCGCAGUGUUUGCUCCAGUGGUGGAUAAAUACGUCCAGUUGCGGCUCCAUGAUUCGUACAUCGACUCUCGCCUUCGUCCGACCAACUCAUCCGCGGCUUACAUGACCAUAUCGAGCAUGGCGUCUCGAUCAGUGUACAAGCAAUACACAACGGCCAGAGGAAAGGCAUACCCAAUUCUGACCGCGGUGGUGUCUGUGAAACAAGGCGAGGUGCAAGGCAUAUCGUGGGAUGACGGGUGCUAUCUCUGCGACAUGGCUUCGUGCGACCCGAACUUGUACUCAAUGCCAACCAUUCCACUGUACAGCACAGCGUUUGGUGACGGCAGCACGUGCUACAAGGACCACGCUGAGUGUACCAACACAACUGGUCUGUGCGAUCUGUCGGUGUAUGUGGGAUGGACAGGCACCGACGCGAACGGGAACUACCUCAGCAGCGCCGGCAUGCGCAUUUCCCAGUUUCAGAAGUACUCGGUUAAUUCGUACAUUUCCGACUUCAAGACCAAGCUGUCGUCGCUGCUGCCCCGAUUUUAGCCACCCUGCGCUGUGUAAUUGCCACGUCAUAAGUCACUCGACUUCGUAUGCUCGAGUAUUUCUUGGGCUCUCGAACUCCCGACAAGGCACAAAGGCCAUCCACUC
This is a messenger RNA of Aphanomyces invadans, 884 nucleotides long. RefSeq lists its product as hypothetical. NCBI's taxonomy places the organism in Eukaryota, Oomycota, Saprolegniomycetes, Saprolegniales, Verrucalvaceae. The transcript has 4 exons. Bases 87 to 779 code for a protein of 230 amino acids. The record is from RefSeq and is a predicted model, not a curated record.